AGACGCUUGGCUCCCAACCGAGUCUGGCGUCCAGGUCAGAUCGGACCCUCCGGAGGUGAGAAGGGGCCUCACUUAGGCUGACUGGCGGGACAGCCGACUCCCGGUCCCGGGUGCCUGCUUCUGACCGAGGAGGGGCUGGAGCUCCAGCAGAAAAGACCCCUCGUCUUCCUGGCAGCCCCUGAGAAACAGAGAGGCCACCAUGGCAAGACCCCUUCUUCCACCCCGGCUGAUCCUACUGCUGUCCUUAGCCCUGGGUUCCGCUGCACAGGAAGGCCAGGGGGACAAGAGUGGGGAGAAGAUUAUUGAUGGAGUCCCAUGUCCCGGAGGCUCCCGCCCUUGGCAGGUGGCUCUGCUCAAGGGCAAUCAGCUGCACUGUGGAGGUGUGCUGGUCAACCAGCAGUGGGUGCUCACCGCCGCCCACUGCAUGAUGAAUGAUUACAACGUCCACCUGGGCAGUGACCGCCUGGAUGACAGGAAAGGCCAGAAGAUCAGGGCCAUGAGGUCAUUCCGCCACCCUGGCUACUCCACACAGACCCAUGUUAAUGACCUCAUGCUGGUGAAGCUCAGUCGCCCGGCCAGGCUAUCAGCUAGUGUGAAGAAAGUCAACCUGCCUUCCCGCUGUGAACCCCCUGGGACCACAUGUACCGUUUCUGGCUGGGGCACCACCACCAGCCCUGACGUGACCUUCCCAGCAGACCUCAUGUGCACAGACGUCAAGCUCAUCUCCUCCCAGGACUGCAAGAAGGUUUACAAGGACCUUCUGGGAAGUUCCAUGCUCUGUGCCGGCAUCCCCAACUCCAAGACCAACGCCUGCAACGGUGAUUCCGGGGGACCACUGGUAUGCAAAGGUACCUUACAAGGCCUCGUGUCCUGGGGAACUUUCCCUUGCGGCCAACCCAACGACCCAGGUGUCUAUACCCAAGUCUGCAAGUACAUCGAUUGGAUAAACGACACCAUGAGAAAGCAUCGCUAAUCUCUCCAUACUCCCCUCUCUGCAUCCCUACGCCCUGAACAGGAAAUUCACAUCGACCUACAGUCAUGCUUGACUUUACCUUUCCUCAAAGACAUUUCAAAACCUCAGCAAUAUCCCAUGUGUGUAAGUCGAUCAAGUCUCAAAGCAAAACAAGAAACACAAAAACCUCGGUGCUGGUAAAGAUGCAGUGAGACGGGCACUCUCGGCCUCCUGACCUGUAAAUUUAUACAAUUUUUAUGGAAGGUGAUUGGGCAAUGUGAAUCAGAACUCUUAUUCACCAGCUUUGUCCCAGUAAGUUUAAUCCUGGGAUAUACUACUAAAAAAAAAUCCAAAAUGGGGAGCAAGGCUGGAAUGUAUCACCUUAUUUAUCAGAGCCAAACAGUGGAAACACUGAAUGGCUCCCAAAUCCGUGGAUCAUUGAAGUAAACAAUAGGCCAGCUGGGGGCAAGGCUAUUAUGAAGCUGUUAAGGAAAUAAUUAUGCAGAAUUGUCAGAGUUAUGCAAGGAUGUCUAUGCUACGUGAUGUUAAAUUAAAAAGGAAGGUACAAAAAAUAUGUAUGUAUGUGCUCCUGUUUAUGUAAAAUGAAAAUAUUCACAGAAUAAAAUCUAAAAGGACAUGUACCAAACUGC
Sus scrofa (pig) is the source of this 1602-nucleotide messenger RNA. RefSeq names its product kallikrein related peptidase 7 (gene KLK7). NCBI's taxonomy places the organism in Eukaryota, Metazoa, Chordata, Mammalia, Artiodactyla, Suidae. Gene Ontology annotation, cellular component: secretory granule. The record is from RefSeq and is a predicted model, not a curated record. Gene Ontology annotation, molecular function: serine-type endopeptidase activity. Gene Ontology annotation, biological process: proteolysis; positive regulation of antibacterial peptide production.